Messenger RNA from Otolemur garnettii (small-eared galago), 1166 nucleotides. It is a transcript of the gene PDC, whose product is annotated as phosducin. The record is from RefSeq and is a predicted model, not a curated record. NCBI's taxonomy places the organism in Eukaryota, Metazoa, Chordata, Mammalia, Primates, Galagidae. Gene Ontology annotation, biological process: regulation of G protein-coupled receptor signaling pathway. The transcript is spliced from 3 exons. The coding region runs from base 19 to 759 and encodes 246 amino acids.
ACAAAUCCAAUCUCUAAAAUGGAAGAAGCCAAAAGCCAAAGUUUGGAGGAAGACUUUGAAGGACAGGCCACACAUACAGGACCCAAAGGAGUAAUAAAUGAUUGGAGAAAGUUUAAAUUAGAGAGUGAAGAUAGUGAUUCCAUCCCACCCAGCAAAAAGGAGAUUCUCAGGCAAAUGUCUUCUCCUCAGAGUAGAGAUGACAAAGAGUCAAAUGAAAGAAUCAGCAGAAAGAUGAGCAUUCAAGAAUAUGAACUAAUCCAUCAAGACAAAGAGGAUGAAAACUGCCUUCGUAAAUACCGUAGACAGUGUAUGCAGGAUAUGCACCAGAAGUUGAGUUUUGGGCCUAGAUAUGGCUUUGUGUAUGAGCUGGAGACUGGAGAGCAAUUCCUGGAAACGAUUGAAAAGGAGCAGAAAAUCACCACCAUCGUUGUUCACAUUUAUGAAGAUGGUGUUAAGGGUUGUGAUGCUCUCAACAGUAGUUUAACGUGCCUUGCAGCAGAAUACCCUCUAGUCAAAUUCUGUAAAAUAAAAGCUUCUAAUACAGGUGCUGGGGACCGCUUUUCCUCAGAUGUACUCCCCACCCUGCUUGUCUACAAAGGUGGGGAACUCAUAAGCAAUUUUAUUAGUGUUACUGAACAGCUUGCUGAAGAAUUUUUUGCUGGGGAUGUGGAGUCAUUCCUAAAUGAAUAUGGGUUACUACCUGAAAGAGAGGUUCAUGCCCUAGAGCAGACAAACAUGGAAGAGGAAGAUAUGGAAUAAAGAGUCAAUAGGGCUCUAUUUCACACCUCUCCUUCAUCAUUGAACAUUGACUUUGGUAGCAGCCAUAUUCCUUUAGAGAAUACCAAGUAUGGCCAUGGCUGUUCUAAUUUUGAAAAAAAGAUUGAUGCUAAAAUUGUGUUAUUAGCAUUUCUUACUAUUAGCUAUUCAAAUUAACAUAAUGCUUUACUAUGAAAAAUUGUAGUCUUCAGCAACACUGUUAGUAGGCAAAGAGGAUAGGGAUAUGUUGUGAGAUUUUAAAAUUCCCUGUCAAGUUAUAUGUUGGUUUUUUACUCUUCUCCCCUCACCUCGGUGUUAUUAUUUGGGUUUUUCGAAUUACAUUAUUAAUUAUAAUUUGACUAAUAAAAUAAGAAUAAAAUCUCAUGAGGAAACAAAUUUUCUGUUUGAAG